UUUUGUUGCAUCUUUUCAUAAUUUCGUAUCCAAUUUUUCCUUUUGUUAAAUAGUCCUAGUUUUUUUUUCCGCCCUCAAUCAAUCAUUCCAUUAAUUUUGAAACUUUAGGUUCCAUCAAUAUCUACCUGAUUAUCCACUCUCAAUGUCUUUUUUUUUAUUAUUUAAUUUUAAUUUUUGUUUUUGCCUGGCUCGUUGACAAAUUUUUUCUGCUUCCUUCUCAACUGUUUCAACUGUUCCGAUGAAUUCGCCACAAAAAUUAUAUUUUUGAAAUAUAUAUAUUACAUAGAUCAGCAGUUUCGCAGAAUUUCUUUGGGCACAAUCAAAGAUUCUUCUAUAUAUGUUUUCUGUCUAAUUUUUGGGUUAGUUUUUCUUCUUCUGUUCACUGAAGAAUUUGAGCUCUGUUGGUCAAUUUGAUUAUUAGUUUUCCACUUCAGUUCAUAUUUUCUUACUUCUUAGUCAUAAAUUGCAUUACCCUUUUGGAAGAUCUUGGUGGGGUGCUAAAUAGUUUCUGGGUGAUUAAGAAAGUUGAGAUUUUUUCCUCAAGGUUUUGGUGCCCUUUUGAGUUUGAUUACAUAAUGAAGCUUGUGGUUCGUGUGAUUGAGGCAAAGAACUUGCCACCUACGGAUCCUAAUGGGUUGAGUGAUCCGUACGUGAGGUUACAGUUGGGGAAGCAGAGGUUCAAGACAAAGGUGAUCAAGAAGAGUUUGAAUCCAAAGUGGGAUGAAGAGUUUAGCUUUUGGGUGGAUGACCUUAAUGAAGAGUUGGUUAUAUCUGUUAUGGAUGAAGAUAAGUUCUUCAAUGAUGACUUUGUGGGUCAACUUAAAGUGCCAAUCUCACUUGUUUUUGAGGAGGAGAUCAAGUCCCUUGGCACUGCUUGGUAUUCUUUGCAACCCAAAAGCAAGAAGUCCAAGAACAAGGAAUCUGCAGGUGAGGUUCGUUUGAGUAUAUAUUUUUCACAAAAAAAUGCUUCCAUGGAGUCAAAUGGUAGUCCUUAUCUAUUACAUCCAACAAAAUUUAUUGAUGUAGUGACUGAAUCACCUUCAAGGUCUUCCACAGGCCAUUCAAGCUCACCUUCUCCUGUAAGGGAAGAAUUUACAUCAGUUAAGGAUGAAAAAUCUGGUACUCAAAAAACAAUUACAGGCAGAAUUGCUCAAAUGUUUAAUAAGAGCUCUGACACAUCUUCAACCACAUCACGUAGGAGCGUUGACUCAGAUCAAUCUGAAAUUAGUAAAGUAGAAGUUAGUGAGAUCAAGACUGAGGAUCAGUCCUCUAACGAGACUUUUGAAGAAGCUAUGAGAAAAAUUCAGUCUGCAGAUGAAGGCAGUGAAAUUCCUGCAAAUUUACCAGGAGGAGUGUUUGUCGAUCAGCAAUAUAUUAUUGCACCAGAAGACUUAAACGAGUUACUGUUUUCAUCAAAUUCAAAUUUUCUCAAGUCAUUGGCAGAUGUGCAGGGUAAUACAGAAUUAGAAAUAGGACCUUGGAAGUUUGAGAAUGGUGGGGAGAGCUUCAAAAGAUUAAUUACUUACGUCAAGGCUCCCAGUAAAUUAAUUAAGGCUGUCAAAGCCUUUGAGGAGCACACAUAUUUAAAAGCUGAUGGAAAGAACUUUGCUGUUCUAGCCAGUGUCAGCACUCCUGACGUUGUGUAUGGGAGCACCUUUAGGACAGAAGUACUCUAUUUAAUCACACCUGGACCAGAGUUGCCAUCAGGUGAAAUGUGUUCACAUCUGGUUAUAUCGUGGCGAAUGAAUUUUUUACAGAGCACCAUGAUGAAAGGAAUGAUAGAAAAUGGGGCUCGACAAGGUAUGAAGGACAGCUUUGAUCAAUAUGCCAUUUUGUUAUCUCAGACUGUUAAACCUGUUGAUCCAAAGGACCUUAGUUCCAGUAAGGAACAGGCUUUGGCAUCAUUACAUGCGGAGCCUGAGUCAGAUUGGAAACUGGCAGUGCAGUAUUUUGCUAACUUCACAGUAAUCUCAACAGUUUUCAUGGGGUUGUAUGUGCUUGUCCAUAUUUGGCUGGCUGCACCCAGCACAAUUCAAGGGCUUGAGUUUGGUGGGCUUGACUUGCCAGAUUCAAUUGGUGAAUUUGUUGUCUGCGCUGUCUUGGUUCUUCAAGGUGAACGCGUGCUGGGUUUAAUCUCACGCUUCAUACAGGCCAGAGCACAGAAGGGCAGUGAUCAUGGAAUUAAAGCACAAGGAGAUGGGUGGUUGCUAACUGUUGCUUUAAUUGAAGGAAGCAAUUUAGCUUCUGUUGAUUCUAAUGGGUUCUCUGAUCCAUAUGUGGUGUUUACUUGCAAUGGGAAAACAAGAACCAGUUCAAUCAAGUUCCAGAAGUCUAAUCCUUUAUGGAAUGAAAUAUUUGAGUUUGAUGCAAUGGAUGAUCCUCCUUCUGUGCUGGAUGUGGAAGUUUAUGAUUUUGAUGGACCUUUUGAUGAAGCUGCAUCUCUAGGACAUGCUGAAGUUAAUUUUCUGAAAGCAAACAUCUCAGAUCUUGCUGAUAUAUGGGUUCCUCUUGAAGGAAAGUUGGCUUUGGCUUGUCAGUCUAAGCUGCACCUAAGGAUUUUCUUGGACAACACUAAAGGUGCUAAUGUUGCAAAGGACUAUUUAAGUAAAAUGGAGAAAGAGGUCGGGAAGAAGAUUAAUUUGCGGUCACCUCAAACAAAUUCAGCAUUUCAGAAACUCUUUGGGCUUCCACCUGAGGAAUUUCUCAUCAAUGACUUCACCUGUCAUUUGAAAAGAAAAAUGCCCCUGCAGGGUCGCCUAUUUCUGUCUGCAAGAAUAAUUGGAUUUCAUGCAAAUUUGUUUGGAAAGAAGACAAAAUUCUUCUUUCUUUGGGAGGAUAUUGAAGACAUUCAGGUCAUUCCUCCUACAUUUUCAUCAAUGGGGAGCCCAAUAAUUGUCAUAACUCUUCGGCAGGGUAGAGGUGUGGAUGCAAGGCAUGGUGCUAAAACACAAGAUGAACAAGGCAGGCUGAAGUUCCAUUUCCAGUCCUUUGUGUCUUUCAAUGUUGCACACAGGACUAUCAUGGCUCUUUGGAAGGCCAGAUCCUUGAGUCCUGAACAGAAGGUCAAGUUUGUUGAAGAAGAAUCUGAUACCAAAAGCCUUAUAAGUGAAGAGAGUGGAGGCUUAUUCCUUGGCCUGGAUGAUGUUAGCAUGCGAGUUACCUUAUGGAGAUAUUUAGUGGGGGUGAGUUGGAUCGCCGCGUCAUGGAAAAGUCUGGCUGUCUUAAUUAUUCUUAUACCCCUUGGGUAUCAGAGAACAACGAUAUCUUUGAGAGGGCAGUGUAUUACAAAUUUGAGAAGCGUGUUUCAAGUUAUAAAGGUGAAGUAACAAGUACUCAGCAAAGAUCUCCCAUUUUGGAUGGAAAGGGUUGGCUAGUGGAAGAGGUCAUGAACCUUCAUGGAGUUCCUCUUGGUGAUUAUUUCAGUGUAAGUGAACCAAAUUUAGCUUGUUUCUACACUUUUUUAGUGCCUGAUUGUUAUAUCUUUGUUUUCUAUGAUUUACCCAUUCUUAUCAUCCUUGUGUUGGUUUUCAUCUCAUGCGUCACUGAGUAGUGUCUCAUAUAUGCCACAGAUACACCUUCGUUACCAAAUUGAGGAUUUACCACCAAAAGCAAAGGGAUGUAGAGUGCAAGUAUUAUUUGGAGUUGAAUGGCUGAAAAGCACAAAGAAUCAGAAAAGGAUUACAAAGAACAUCCUACAAAAUUUACAAGAACGUUUAAAGGUGACCUUUAGUCUAGCUGAGAAGGAGCUUUUACCAAAAUAACAAAUGAAUCUUCCUGGAUUUGACUCAAACAACAAGUAUUGAAUUGAAGCUAGCCGAAAUUUUGUUAGCACAAAAUUGUUAUUUCGAUUCAUGGACUUGGACUCUGGAAUAUAUGAUGCAUCAAGAUCAUAUGGUUCAUGUGAUUGUGCUGUUUGAAGUUGGUUCGCUUGCAUGACAAUCCCAACUUCAUCGGAAAAAAGAGGAAAGAACCUGUUUGAAGUUGGUUCGCUUGCACGUGAUUGUGCUCUUUGGUUGACUUGCUACCAAGCUUGUUCUUUGAACCAGUUUACUGAUACCCAAUUGUUCCAUUGUAUAUACACGAUUCGUUUAGAAGAUGCUCAUAUUGCAUCACAGCUUAAGAUGAUAACUUGUCAACUUAUUACAAUGGUUGGCAACAGAAUGUUCCCUCAGAUAGGGAAUAUGCUUUUGGUCAUAUAGGAAAUGUUGUAAACGAUUUUUUAGGCCUGAGAAUGUCUUGACAUGAAGCACGGGCCCUUUAACUCCAUGCAGAUUUAUUUGUUCAAAUUUGAAAUACAUUCAUAACUUUUUUUGUCAUGUAGAAUUUACGUUGAUCUCUGAUUUUCCAACAUAGCAUUUUCUUUUAUUCUGGUUUGAGACGAUUAUGUGCAUACAGUUUCGUUUAAACAAGCACAAAGAAUGUAAAUUCUAAACUCGAUCUCUAAUGGUAUAUUUCAUAACAUUUGC
Messenger RNA from Abrus precatorius (Indian licorice), 4466 nucleotides. RefSeq names its product C2 and GRAM domain-containing protein At1g03370-like. The record is from RefSeq and is a predicted model, not a curated record. The transcript is spliced from 8 exons. Lineage: Eukaryota; Viridiplantae; Streptophyta; Magnoliopsida; Fabales; Fabaceae. The coding region runs from base 576 to 3326 and encodes 916 amino acids.